Messenger RNA from Synchiropus splendidus (mandarinfish), 846 nucleotides. It is a transcript of the gene ndufa2, whose product is annotated as NADH:ubiquinone oxidoreductase subunit A2. Lineage: Eukaryota; Metazoa; Chordata; Actinopteri; Syngnathiformes; Callionymidae. The record is from RefSeq and is a predicted model, not a curated record. The transcript is spliced from 3 exons. Bases 6 to 308 code for a protein of 100 amino acids.
CAAAGAUGGCGGCGGCUAUAGUUCGAGGUCUCGGCUCUACUCUCAGCAGAAACGUUCGCGAAAUCCGCGUUCACCUUUGCCAGAAGUCUGCGGCCAGUCAGGGAGCCAGAGAAUUUGUGGAGCAGCACUAUGUUUCCCUCAAGCGGGCCAACCCCGAAUUUCCCAUCCUGAUCCGGGAAUGCUCCGGCGUGCAGGCCCGAGUGUGGGCGCGAUAUGACCAUGGCAGAGAGCAAAGUGUCUCUGUGGAGAACAUGUCAGCUGAUCAAGUGGCUGUCAGUCUGCAGUCUCUGGUCCAGUCCAAACCUUGAACCUUCCUCCUGGACUGUUGCCCGUCACCGCUCACCUGAGUUGGCUCGUCUUGUAAAUGUGUUGAUGUUAAUAAAGUGAAUAUUAUCAUCUCUGUGUUUGUCUCAGUCCAAACAAGUAACGCAAUAGUUAUUCCUCUUUGGUGACUGUUUUUGAUCAUCAGAUGUGACCGCCAUGGUGGGUGUUGCGCUCCUCUGUACCAUUACUAUUAGUAGCCUUUUUGUUGUGCCAGGUCUAAAGCUGCACUUCCUGAAUUUGAACUUGAAGUGGUCUCCCUGUUCCUUCUUCCCAUGGACCUCCUGGAAUCACGCAUCAAAGAGUUUGAUUUGUGACAGGUGGAUUUCUAGUUUAUCUAUUUUGUGGGAGUGAGCUAAAUGAAGGAUUUUGCAAUUUUAAAGUGUACUUGCUCCUCUUACGAUUUUUGCGUUGUUUUGUGUCAAGAAAUGUUCCUACUGUGCGAAGAAUAAGGGCAGUGAAAUCUAAUUCACCGUUAGCUCCUAGGGAGCCUGCGGUAGUUACACAAAUGACCAUGGGGUGGCA